AUGUCACCAGAUAGCUUGGUUGCAAAGGUAGCCGGAAAAGAUGAAAGCCAAGGCUCCGGCAGCCGGAGAAACGCGGCGCCGAGGCCUCAAGAACCAGCCCUCAAGUGCCCUAGAUGUGAUUCAUCAAACACCAAGUUUUGCUAUUACAACAACUACAAUCUUUCACAGCCAAGGCAUUUUUGCAAGACUUGUAGAAGGUACUGGACUAAAGGCGGUACCUUGAGAAACAUUCCAAUUGGCGGUGGCUGCAGGAAGAGCAAGAAGAUGAAGUCUUGUUCUAGGCUUUCUGGGGAAUCAAAGGCUUCUAGUGGAUCAUCUGAUUUUGGUUCAAAAUUGAAUUUUUUUCAGGGUUUUUCACCAGCCAUGGAUUUUCAGCUUGGAGGGCUAAACUUGCCUAUAAUUAAUCCUCCAAAUACUGGUCUUUUCAACCAGUUUUCAUCAUCUUUUAGAAACCUGCCAAAUUCUUCUGGUGAGAUUGCACCAAACCCUUGUUUUAAUCUUGAAUUUUCAGGGAGUUCACCUCCAAUGGGAUUCAAUUUUCCAUUAUCUUCUGCACUUAAACAAGGAGAAGGGACUUUAGGGAUUCAAGAAAUGGGCUCAUCAUUGAAUAUUCAUAGCAACCUUGCAAAUACUAUUGAGUCCUUGAGUUCAAUGAACCAAAAUCUGCACUGGAAGUUACAACAAGAAAGAUUGGCAAUGCUUGAACCUAAUGAGAUUCAGAAACCCCAACCCAUUUUGUUUCAGAAUCUGGAAAUUUCAAAACCAGAAGCUUGUGGAAUUGGAAGUUCAAGAAAGGAGGGGACUGAGACUCCAAGUGGAAAUUUAUCAACUGAAUGGUUUUUUGACAGCACUUAUGCACCAGGUACAACAACUCCAGCAUCCAAUAUUACUGUUGAUACAAAUGAAAACAAUACCAGCAACUGGAAUGGAAUGUCAUGGACCAAUUUGAAUCAGUACAGUGCACUGCCAUAG
Molecule: messenger RNA, 972 nt
Organism: Fraxinus pennsylvanica
Lineage: Eukaryota; Viridiplantae; Streptophyta; Magnoliopsida; Lamiales; Oleaceae
Source: the annotation of a GenBank genome assembly